Xenia sp. Carnegie-2017 is the source of this 1433-nucleotide messenger RNA. RefSeq names its product membrane-associated guanylate kinase, WW and PDZ domain-containing protein 2-like. The transcript has 4 exons. Gene Ontology annotation, biological process: signal transduction. Gene Ontology annotation, cellular component: cytoplasm. Lineage: Eukaryota; Metazoa; Cnidaria; Anthozoa; Malacalcyonacea; Xeniidae. The record is from RefSeq and is a predicted model, not a curated record. The coding region runs from base 327 to 986 and encodes 219 amino acids. Gene Ontology annotation, molecular function: protein binding.
GUCACUGAUCUCAUUGUCAUUGGCGAUACUGGCUAUACAGAGCAUGCGCUGUAGGAGUAAAUUUGUUUUAUACAAAAUUUGUCGCAAUUAUCAGUCUUAAUGAGGGAAAUGUAACACAUUACAAUUUACCACAAAUGAACCAUAAGGCGAUGGAGUAUUCGAAGAAUCAUGACGCAAUAAUAUUGGCUCAAAUAUGGAAUUAAGAAUGACCAAAUCUACUUCCAGUGCACAAUUUUUCAGUCAAAGACGAAGAUCCACUUGAAUUUAGUUGUCUUUCAGAAAGCAAGGCGUUCGUGACUUCGAGAGCAGUUUAUUUUACCAAAAAAAUGCCUGCCCAUGGACACACGAAUUCUCAACGACAUUGGUCGAAAAAUGUCAGGGAUGUCUGCUUGUCUCACGAUAGUUUGCAAUUGCAAAUAGCAGGUGGCGCAGAAAGCGGAGAAUUCCUUUAUAUCGCCGGUCCACCGAAGGAAAAAACACGUUACAAAAUUGGACGGUUUUCCAUCAACGAUAUUUUGAUAGAAGUAAACGAUGAAGUUGUGGCAGGUUUGACCCUGCGAGAUUUAAUGAAUCGCAUCAACUGCGCUGGAAAGAAAGUCAAUUUUAAAGUUGUUCAACCAGGAGGUGGAAUCACCAAAGAUUUGCGAGAUUUUUUGAGUCAAGAUUUUCCUAACACGAGCGAAGUGGAUCUUUAUUUGCAGGACGAAACAAGAGAAAAUUUGUACGCGAGGACGGUUCCUUAUACUACACGACCACCUCGAAGUGGCGAAGAACCAGGAAUUGACUACAUGUUUAUAAGCCGAGAAAAAUUUCUGGAAAUGCAAAAGCAUGGUGAUUUUCUAGAAAGUGGAAGCUACAAAGAUCAUUAUUAUGGAACGCCCAAGCCUCUACUUGGCCAUUCUGUGGUAAAAGACAAAUCAAAGCAGACGAUCAAAGAAGAGUACAAAACAGACAGUAAUUCAAGCGUCGUUGCUGAGAACGAAUGAAAUUGUCAUUUGCAGGACCAAUUAAAUCAAAAAGACAACAAUUGUUUAACUAUUCGGCAGACUAUGGGAAUUGGUUCAACUAUUGCUGUUGAAUGACUGGCAACGAAAUUUCAGUAAAAUUUUACAACGUUUUUUUACGUUGUCCAUGUUUAAAGAACUUGCGCAUUCAUUAUAAAACAUGUCAAUUAAAUUAUGCAUAAAAUGCGUCAUACAUGCAAGUUACUGAACAGAUCAACAUUUUAAUGUCAUUUAUGUUUGCGUUUUUUCUAUUAUGUAAUUUAUUUAUAUGAAUAGAAACAUUUUAUUUAGUUUCACGCUAGAGUACAUAAAAAUUGAUGUUAAUGUUGAAAAAUUACUGAUAAUGUCGUAUAUGGUUUCGCUUUGUGAGGAAAAGCUUUGAUUGGUGGAUAAUUAUUACAAAAAUAAAGUUAAAAUUGCAAAGACCAA